AUGGUCAGCCCUUCUCUGAAACGAAACUCCGACCACCUCUCCGCUCCAACAGCGGAGAAAAAAUGGGUCUCAUCCCUCACCCCGGAGCAGAAGGAGUUAUUGCAGUUGGAAAUUGGUACUUUGGAUGAAAGCUGGCUGGCCCACCUCAAGGAUGAACUGAUCACAUCCGAGUUUUUGAAUCUGAAGCGCUUUCUUAAGAAAGAGAAAGACUCGAAAGCCAAAAUCUUUCCUCCGGAGGACGAUGUCUAUUCCUGGUCUCGGCAUACCCCUCUUCACACUGUCAAGGUUGUCAUCAUUGGUCAAGAUCCUUACCAUAACGAUAACCAAGCACAUGGCCUCGCGUUCUCGGUACGCCCGCCGACUCGAGCUCCACCAUCAUUGGUGAACAUCUACAAGGGGAUUCAGAAGAACUAUCCUGAGUUCCAAGCACCACCUAACAAUGGAGGCCUUCUUACCCCUUGGGCGGACCGGGGUGUUUUGAUGCUCAACACAUGCCUCACGGUUCGGGCGCAUCAGGCCAAUAGCCAUUCCAAUAAAGGGUGGGAGCGAUUCACUCAAAAAGCAAUCGAUCUAGUUGCUCGUGUUCGAACCCACGGAGUUGUUUUCCUUGCUUGGGGAAAGCCUGCUGGGACACGGGUGGCGAAAAUCAAUAAACAGAAGCAUUGCGUGUUACAGUCGGUUCACCCGAGUCCGCUAAGUGCACAUGGGGGUUUCUUCGAGAACGGCCACUUCAAGAAGUGUAAUGACUGGCUAGCAUCGCGAUAUGGUGCCGAUGAGAUUAUCGACUGGAGCUUGGUCCCAAGUAAGAAGAGUGUGGUAUCCGUUUUGCCUUCCGCUUUGCCUUCCGAUAAGGAGAAUUCAUCGGAUCUUGCCAAUGUUCCUUCAUCGACACCAAAGGCCUCCACGGACAAGUGCCCGGAGAAGCAAAAUGAGGAUGUGGCCGUCAAGCCUUGCCCUGCUGCGGCAGAUGAAUUUGAGGAUGACGAUGCUCUAGAAGCUCUUAUUGCAGCAGAGGCCGAGGAUGAAUCUACGAAGAACAUGUGA
Messenger RNA from Penicillium macrosclerotiorum, 1044 nucleotides. RefSeq names its product uracil-DNA glycosylase. Gene Ontology annotation, cellular component: mitochondrion; nucleus. Gene Ontology annotation, biological process: base-excision repair, AP site formation via deaminated base removal; base-excision repair. The record is from RefSeq and is a predicted model, not a curated record. The transcript has 4 exons. NCBI's taxonomy places the organism in Eukaryota, Fungi, Ascomycota, Eurotiomycetes, Eurotiales, Aspergillaceae. The coding region runs from base 1 to 1044 and encodes 347 amino acids. Gene Ontology annotation, molecular function: uracil DNA N-glycosylase activity.